GCCGCUGAAACUGAUCGCGAUUCAAAAACUACGUCCAUAGUUCGUGUAUAUAUGUGUUUUAACAACUUUUGAAUAAGCAAAUACAAAGCGUGCGCGUUUUUGUUGGCUGCAUUGAUUUGACGCCAUCAUUGAACAUCGUCAUAAAUUGCCGGGCAACAAAAUUAAUAAAGGCCGAAAGCGUGUGGAAAGAUGUUAAACUGAAAUUGUGUUUACUCGAGUGUGUGUGUGUGUGUGCGUGUGUAAGUGAGAAAAAAGCUGCCAACAGGCGCCAAACAUUUAUUUUCAAAUUCGUCUAUGGCCUAAGGACAAUUAAUAAGAAAAUCGAACUAAAAAUUACAAAUAUUUGAGUUUUAAUAAAAACGUAAUACUUUGUGCGACAGCUGCCAUGCGGAAAUUUUAACAACGUUUGUAAAAAUCGUACAGGAAUAAAGCCCAUUAUUGCUUCAGACAUUUCACAUUCAUCAAACAAAAAAAAACAAACAAAGUAAUAAUACUAAAGAAAAAAAGAGAAAUUCUGAAUCAAAAUCAAUUAAUUGCUGUUAAAAUUGUUAAUUAUAAUUGUUAACAGUACACAACAGAACUUGAUGCGCAAAAUGUAAAUAGCUUAAGUUAAGCAACCGUUAAUACAUGUGAAUAAUUAUGUGCAAGCGGCUGACAAAAUGGUGAUAAAACGGUGCUAAGCUCAGAAAAAUCCCAGUUGGUUGGUUGGUUGCUAACAAAAUAAAUACAUAUAUAGACUUUGUUUGUUUGUCUAUGAAAAAUGAAUUAUAAGAAUGAAGCGGAAAUGAAUGAGAUCUUGAAUGGCAAUACACAAAACAAUCAUCAUUCUGCCAAAUUACCGAGUGGGAAUAAUUGCAGUACAUCGUCCACAGAUUCGGGCGUUAUAUUUAUUGAUAACGUUGCCACAUUCAAUAAGUCGCAAAAUGAAAAGGCAACGGCCAAAGAAACAGAUUACAACAACAGCGCUGAGAUAAGGAAAGGAACUGAUAAUAGCACCAUUCCGAUAGCGGAAGUGCAACGUAUAAGCAUCGAGCAAACAGUGAACAUUAAGAAUGCGCCACCAGUGUCAAAAGCCAAAAAAUGCUCGCCCACCCUCUCCAUUCGAAGCACAACCAUCUCGAUAGUGUCCAUCGAUGAAAACGCUGUCGACUCUAGUUGUAUCGAUAGCGACUCUGAGGCGGGAGAAGAUGCCGAUGCGGAGGGUGAUCACAAUGGGUACACGGUGCAGAAAUUGGGCCAACAAAUGACCUACCCGCCCAAUAGUGCAGAUUUGCCGCAGCUCAACAAGGGGCUGACGGUGAUCGGCCAACAGAUCAGACCCAACAACUUCCUGCCCAGUAAUGGCCUGAGCUUACCAGGCCCUGGAUUAGUCGCCGAGCAACUAAUCAAUGGAAAUUUGGCUGCUACGACCCCAACGACUCCGCAAGUUGCCGUCACAAACUCCACAGACGUCACCAUCGGUGACAAACAUUUCUACGAGGGCCCCGUCACGAUACAACAGUUUCUUAUUGAUAAUCGCGAGAAAUGGAAGGCAGUUGAUGGCGAUGGUCACGAUAAUCCAGGCUUCAACGGGACAGCGGCACCAAACGGUCCGGUAUCGAGCGCGAAGUCCGGCGAACCAGCCACAAACGCUUCAACGCUAUGCCCCGGCCUGCCGCACACAAUUGGUCGCAAGGCCCUUGUAAUAACCGGAACAUUUGUCCUGCUCACAAUUAUUCUCGGCGUCGUCCUGGCGCAGACAACGACGUUCUUUGAAGAAACGGUGCAUAAAAGUAAGAAUGCUGAUGGCGAAGAUUCCAGACAAAAUAUUCCAAUCAAUUCAACAAUAGGACAAGACAACAUUGGAGGUGGCAAGGUGCUGCGUUUUGUUGCACGUCCUGCUUGGCUCGCUCAGCCCCCCCAAAAUCCGCUCAAGGCACUGAAGCUGCCCGUCUCCCUAGUCUUGGUCAUGCCCACAAACACGGAAAACUGCUCGACACAGGCAGAGUGCACUUUUCGCGUGCGAUUCCGCCAAACGUAUGACAUAGAAUCGCUGCAAAAUGAUGAUGUGGCCUACAAUUUUCUAAUUGGCGGCGAUGGAAAUGUGUACGAAGGGCGUGGCUGGGACAAAGUGGGCGCUCACAUGAAGGGCUACAAUGAGCGUAGUCUGAGCUUUGCCUACAUAGGCUCCUUCCAGAAAAUACCGCCCUCGCCGAAACAGUUGAAUGUGACUAGCCUACUCAUUGCUGAUGGCAUACGACUGGGAAAAAUAGCGCCCAACUACAAGUUGAUGGGCGCCAUUACACUAGAGCCAACAAUUACCGAAUAUAAGGCCGAGCAGCUAUAUAAGAGUUUCAAUAACUGGCCACAUUGGUCUUAAUCUAAGCACUAUGAUAAUUUUUUAUCUUUUGCCGUUAAGCUUCUUAUUUACUAUAUAUGUAUUUUGUAUAUAUCUAAAAAGAGUGGCAUAUUUAAUUUAGUUAGAUAAGUUCAUGUUUACAAAAUUGUGAUACACACAUGGGAAAUUCUCAAAAAAUAAACAAAAAUGCAUUAAAAA
Messenger RNA from Scaptodrosophila lebanonensis, 2536 nucleotides. RefSeq names its product peptidoglycan-recognition protein LC (gene PGRP-LC). NCBI's taxonomy places the organism in Eukaryota, Metazoa, Arthropoda, Insecta, Diptera, Drosophilidae. The record is from RefSeq and is a predicted model, not a curated record. The transcript has 5 exons. Gene Ontology annotation, biological process: peptidoglycan catabolic process. The coding region runs from base 761 to 2359 and encodes 532 amino acids. Gene Ontology annotation, molecular function: zinc ion binding; N-acetylmuramoyl-L-alanine amidase activity.